CGUAACUAUUGGGGAAAUGUCAGGUAACGUAUUGAACGACUUAACUGUGUUGGCUGACGAAGUGAUCGGUCCUCUUCUGUGUAACCCAGAAAAUCAAAGGGGAUGGCCUAGGAUAGUACAGAAUGAUAUGCGGAGACAUGUCAACGAACUCAGGAAUUUGAUGUACCAGUUAAAAGGAGAAAUGACUAGUCAAGUGUUACUACCGAUGCCUGCGGGCGUAGAAACCAUUUAUCAAGCGGAAUCUAGGUUAAAAGAAAGCGAUGGAGAAGAUGUAGACUUGUAUUUGAAAACCAACAUAGAGGGAGCUAUAAUAAAAUGGACGCAACAAGUUCAUGACUUAUUGGCACAGGAUUCUUAUAUUGCAUUCAAAAGAACGAAAUUUCCCCUACCGAGUGCGGAUUUAGAAUUCUACCAACAGCGGCUGAAGAAUCUAGAAGCUAUUGUGGAAUGUCGUGAUAUAUUCGUGUAUCAGAGACCCUUGCAAUCACACUUCGAAACAUUUGAAGCAACAGAAUUCGUUGAAGGAAAGCAUUUGAUCAGACCGAUGCUCCAUUGCAUCGGACUACUGUGGGGCAAUUCUAGAUACUUCUGCAGCGUCGAAAAACUUAUUCCUUUGCUUCGUGAAGUAUGCAACCUUGUAAUACAGCAAAAUUCAAACUGUGUCGAUCCCCCGACUAUAUUCCAAGGAGAGCCCGAUGAACAACUGAUCAAGAUUAGAAAGUCUCUCCAUAUUUUGAAUCAUUUCCUUGAGACGUACGAGAUGAACCGGGACAAGGUGAACACAUUCUUCCCUCAAGGGGUGUUGCCAGUGCGGUGGUCUUUCGAUUUUGAUCGCGUCUUCAAACGAUUCAAUAUAUACCUGAAGCGACUGAAAAUGAUCGAAAAUAUACUAGAGUCUACUGUAGAAAUUCUGAAGUUGGAAAAAGUAGAGUUUUGUGGCCUAAGAGGCAAGAUAUUGAGUACCGAAUGCAUGAAGGUGUUAGAUGAUUACUCGUUGAGAUACAACUAUUUGGGUAACAUACAAUAUGACCCGGCGGAUCCAGAAGACGAUUCAUUCUUGGCAGACUAUGACGCCCAUAUGGCGGUACUAGAUGAUGUAGACCGACGACUAGCGUCUUUGUUCUCACAAGGACUUGACGAGUGCCAUAAUUUGGAGCAUUUCUUUAAGUUUUUCCAAAUCAUUGGAGAUCUGUUUCACCGGCCUAUUAUCAAGAAUGAAUUGAAGCCGAAAUUGCCCAGGUUACUUGAUUACAUGCACGCCAAUUUAGACGCUGUUAAAGAAAUUUUUGACGAAGAAAUGGCGAAAAUAUCCCGAGGGCCGGAACGACCGAUGGUGGAUCCGUAUCUACCACCAGUUGCUGGUAUGCUCUGGUGGAUUCACAAACUUCGCAGGAGGAUUCAGUCACCUAUGGAAGAUUUUAUCAUGUUUGAAGAUCCUAUAAUAGAAUCAGAAUACGCGUUGUAUAUGAAACAAAAGACGAAUGAAAUGCUGGGCUACCUGAACGUGGCCGAGGACAAACAGUUCAAGGCGUGGUGUGCUACUGUACCUGGUAUUUGCAAAACUCAUCUUGCCAAGAAUCUAAUAUACCGAGAUCCACCUUUUGUUCGCAAUAACUUCAGUCCUGAGCUUGUAAUGUUACUACGGGAAAUACGUUACAUGAAAUACUUGGAAAAACAGGGUAUCCCUCAGGAUGGUUUGGAUCUUUACAACAGAAAUGAGAAAUUACAGUAUGAUAUGAAUCGCCUGAACCGCGCAAUAGCGUGGUACAAUGCGAUCCGUGAGGGUAGCCACGAAACGGAGGUGGCGCUCAUUGAGAAGGAGAUAUCUGCCAUUGACCAGUUGCUGGGUCACGGUGUGGAAGAACUCACUUGGAAUGAUGACUUUACUGAUUGGAUGGCGGAAGUAUACACUGCGAUAAACACACUACAAGAGCGGGUUUUGACUGCUCAGAACAACGUGAAGCGAGGGUUGGCUAAUAUCGCGACGAGAAACGAUAUCCUUGCAAGCCAUAAAGAGUUCCAAGAAAUAUUGAAAGAUAAUUAUAAACUGUUCUUCAAUAUAAAGGAUGAAUCUGAAGAGGAUCAAUUGGAGGAAGAGACAUUGGAAGAAGUAGACGAAUCUACGUUAGAUGAUGAAGAAAGAGAAGCAAGGGCUAAAAAACUUCAAGAAAUUGAAGCAAGGCGUGAGGAGGCACGUUUAGCUAGAGAGGAAAGGGACCGAGAGAAGGCAAUAAAAGAUCAGAUUAAGUUUGAAAGACGAGAGGCUCGUCGGUUGAAGAGAGAAAUUAAAGAAUUUGAAAAGGCUGAGAGACAGGCUCGACGAGCAGAAGGCGAGGAGGUGGACUCGCCAGCCGAGGAAGUGGAAGAGUUAGAUCCCGAAGAAUUAGCUGAUAUUGAAGAAGAAAGACGUGAAAUGGAGGAAGAGGCAUUCAGAGCAUCGCGUUGGCCGGCCUAUGUGAAAUACGUGGACUCACUUGUUUCUCGUCAAAUAAUGAAAGCUGUGCAGACUAGUUUGAACUUGUUUGAGAAACAGACUGACUUGGAAAAGGGUCCGAGGGUGGCGUUUAUGGAAGUGAUCGCUGAGCUUAGAGAUCCAGAUAUUUAUUUCUCUCCGUCUCUGGAUGUGAUGGAAGAAGACGGUCUUUUCUAUACUCUGAUGGAAAUGAUGAAGGAUAUGUUCCUACAGACCACACUGUUUCCUAGAAUAGACCCGAUUAUACCCAUAGCUUCUUAUGAAGAUGAUUUAAUUGGCGAGGAUGCUAUGAUUGAUUUAUACCAUGAAAUGUUGAAAAGAAUUGAAAACAGCAUUAACGACAUCGCUCAGUACUCGUCGAUAGACAAGUACAAUGCAAUGUACGAUGAGGUGGCGGCUCUACCUUCCGAGUAUCUAUGCAACGGUUGGCUAAAGUUGGAUCUCAAACGGCUGAACCAAGCCAUCAUGAACAUUAUAUGCAAGUGGAGUAACCUUUUCAAAGAGAAUUUGAAAGACCAUGUGCAUAAGAGUUUGGAUGACCUUGAAGAGUUCAUAGCGUAUGCAACUAAAGCGUUAUCAGUGGAACUAGCAGAAGAUGAUUACGAUGGCUUACUCAAAGUGAUGGGAGUGCUGAAUGAGGUUCGAGCCAAGAUGGACGCCGACACUGACCACAUGUUUGAACCACUCAGAGAUAUUAUAGAUGUGCUUAAAGAAUAUGGUGUUGAGUUCCCCGAGGAAACUUAUGAACAGCUGGAUGUGUUGCCUGAGAAAUGGCGUAACUUGGUGAAGCAAGCGACGGUAAUGAAGAACACGGUGGCACCGCUGCAAGCUGCUCAGGCCGCACUCAUUGCCAAGCGAGUGGCACUCAUCAACCUACGGCUUAACAUGUACAGGGAACAGUUUAAGACUAAAGAGAUGUUCCUCGAAUCAUGUAAGGAACCGUAUAGAAGUAUUGAUAAAGUCAACCAGGAGCUUGUAGGAUUUGAAGACAUAUUAGAGGGGUUAAAGAAAUCCUGUGGUUUGUUCGAUAUCCAACCUCCUGACGAGAAGAAUCUCAAGCAAUGCAGACGCGAACUUAAACUUAUCAAGGUGAGGGAGCCGUAUGGCGUAACAGAAUCAACAAUUAAGAACUUGAUGACAUCUUUGAGAGCCGUCACUGACCUACAGAACCCUGCUAUUAAGGACAGGCAUUGGUUAGAACUGAUGAUGGCACCAAGGCAUUCAUAUGUAGAAACACCAUCCAUUAAUAGAACGUUAAGUAAAUCAUUAGAUGAUAUUAUGAAAGAAUUUGAAUCAUUAGAAGAUGUAGCCGUAGAAAGUAAUAAAGUUAAGUUCCAAAUCGAUGACGACACAACACUGGCAGACUUGCUCGCUCUAAAUCUACACAAAUAUGAAGAAGAGGUGAAAACUAUCGUCGAUAAAUCUGUCAAAGAAGCUGCUAUGGAGAAAACUCUCAAGGAAUUGGAGACUACUUGGGCUGUUAUGGAAUUCGAAUACACUAAACAUGACAGAACUGGAGUCAAAUUGCCUAGAGCUAGUGAGGAGCUUGUAGAGACACUGGAAGACAACCAGAAUCAAGUACAAAACAUGAUGUCCUCCAAGUUUGUCGGUUUCUUCGAAAUGGAGGUUACUGAAUGGCAGAAGAAACUGGGCACUGCUGACGCUGUGAUAGCUUUAUGGUUCGAAGUACAACGUAAAUGGCAGUACUUGGAGAGCAUUUUCGUAGGUUCCGACGAUAUUCGAUCACAAUUACCUGAAGACUCGGCGAGGUUUGAUACUAUUGAUAAAACGUUUAAGGAAAUGUUGAAAGAUAUAGCUACUACACCUAAUGUAAUAGAGGCAACGAACAAACCGAAUCUGCAAGAAAAUCUCGAGGAAUUGAUGGAGCACUUGAACAAGUGCGAGAAGGCACUAAACAAUUAUCUGGAACGAAGCGAUUGGCUUAUCCUCGCUUUUACUUCAUAUCUUGUCGAACGGCAAUAAUCCCCCAGCGGUGUGUCGGCACUUGCCGAAGUUAUACGACAAUCUGGCGAAGCUUGUGUUCCCUAGCGCGACCAGCAAGCAAGCCAUCGAGAUAAUAUCCAAGGAGAACGAGGAACAUGUGCCAUUUAAAGCACCCUGCUGUGAUUGUAGUGGAAAGGUGGAAACAUGGCUUAACAGAGUAACUGACUGCAUGCGUAUGACUCUGCGUGACAUUUUGGCGCACAGUGUGAAGUCGUAUGAAGAGAAACCUCGAGACGAGUGGGUGUUCGACUGGCCCGCACAACCUGCGCUCGUCGGCACUCAGAUCUGGUGGACCUCGGAGACUAACCAGGCUUUUGAGAAACUCGAAGAAGUGGGGGAUCGACAAAAGAUUAUGACGAUCUGUACGAUUGACGUACACUCUCGAGAUGUGGUCGCUAAACUUAUUGUGGCGAAGGUGGAGUCGUCUAAUGCCUUUCAGUGGCAGAGCCAGUUGAGACAUCGUUGGGAUUAUUCCAUUGGGCAUUGCUUUGCGAAUAUUUGUGAUGCACAGUUUAUGUAUGAUUAUGAGUACCUUGGGAACACGCCUAGGCUUGUAAUCACGCCUCUAACUGAUCGCUGCUACAUCACUUUAACACAGAGUUUGCAUCUGGUAAUGGGCAGCGCUCCUGCUGGGCCCGCGGGUACUGGGAAGACAGAAACCACGAAAGAUUUGGGUAGAGCUCUGGGCAUUAUGGUCUAUGUAUUCAACUGCUCCGAACAAAUGGAUUACAAAUCUUGUGGCAAUAUUUAUAAAGGUUUAUGUCAAACUGGCGCAUGGGGAUGUUUCGAUGAGUUCAAUCGGAUCUCAGUGGAGGUGCUCUCCGUGGUGUCGGUCCAAGUGAAGACAGUGUUGGAUGCUAUCAAAGCUAAGAAAAAGAAAUUCGAUUUCAUGGGAGAACAUAUUACACUCAUAGCCACUGUUGGUAUGUUCAUCACCAUGAAUCCCGGUUACGCGGGAAGAACUGAGCUACCCGAGAAUUUGAAAGCACUGUUCAGACCAUGUGCCAUGGUGGUGCCCGACUUCGAGCUGAUUUGUGAGAUCAUGUUGGUGGCCGAAGGGUUCCAGGAUGCUCGUCUACUAGCACGCAAAUUCAUCACGUUAUAUACUCUGUGUCGUGAACUGCUCUCCAAACAAGAUCACUACGAUUGGGGUUUGAGGGCUAUUAAAUCAGUGUUGGUAGUGGCUGGCUCUUUAAAGCGCGGUGACCGCCUAAGACCAGAAGACCAAGUGUUAAUGAGAGCUCUGAGAGAUUUCAACAUCCCUAAAAUCGUAACUGACGACAUGCCUGUGUUUAUGGGGCUGAUUGGAGAUCUGUUCCCCGCCCUCGACGUGCCCAGAAAACGUGACAUGGAUUUUGAGAAACAUUUGAUUGACGGUGCUAUAUCCAUGAAGCUUCAACCGGAGCCAGGGUUUAUUUUGAAGAUGGUGCAACUAGUAGAAUUGUUCGCUGUAAGACACUCGGUCUUCAUUGUUGGCUUUGCGGGAACUGGCAAGUCAAUGGUCUGGCAGUGCCUGAAUAGGACUUAUUACAUGUUGAAGCAAAAACCGUUUUACAAUGAUCUUGAUCCUAAAGCCGUGACUAACGACGAACUCUUCGGCAUCAUUAACCCGGCCACUCGAGAGUGGAAAGAUGGUUUGUUCUCCACCAUCAUGCGUGACAUGGCUAAUAUGCCUGGAGAUGGACCGAAGUGGAUCGUUCUUGAUGGAGACAUUGAUCCGAUGUGGAUUGAAAGCUUGAAUACUCUGAUGGAUGACAACAAAGUGUUAACGCUCGCCAGUAACGAACGAAUUGCUUUGACAAAAUCAAUGCGGCUUUUGUUUGAAAUUGCCACGUUGAGGACAGCUACACCAGCGACGGUAUCACGAGCUGGUAUUCUUUACAUCAAUCCCCAGGACUUAGGAUGGAAUCCAUUUGUCGCAUCUUGGAUAGAAACAGCGAGAGAUGAUGAAUCUGAGAAGGCGAUGCUAACAGUGAUGUUUGACAAAUACAUACCAUCACUGCUGGAAUCCUGCAAGAAGUACAAGAAAAUUACACCGCUUACAGAGUUACAACAAAUACAGCUCAGCUGUUAUUUGCUUGAGUGUUUCUUGAAUAAGACUUUACUACCCAGUGAUUGUCCUAAGGAAUGGUACGAAAUUUACUUCGUCUUUGCCGUUGUUUGGGGCUUCGGUUCAGCCCUUUUCCAAGAUCAAAUAGUUGACUGGCGUAAUGAAUUCAGCAAAUGGUUCUGUAAUGAAUUCAAGCAGAUUAAGUUCCCUUCCACGGGCAACGUGUUCAGUUUCUUCAUUGAUCCAGACACUAAGAAGUUUUUACCAUGGUCUGAAAAAGUCGAGAACUUCGAAUUGGAUCCCGAUAUUCCUCUACAGAUUACCGUUAUAGAAAUGAUUCAGAGAGUAUUAGAAAAACCUUUGGAAAAGAAGUCUGGUCGUAACUUUGGACCGCCUGGCAGCAAGUUUAUGAUAUAUUUCGUGGAUGACAUGAACAUGCCCGAGGUAGACAAGUACGGGACUGUGCAGCCACACACGUUGAUCCGACAAUUCAUGGAUUACAAGCACUGGUACGACCGACAAAAGUUGACGCUGAAAGAUAUUUCAAACUGCAUGUUUGUAGCGUGCAUGAAUCCUACAGCUGGCUCGUUCACUAUUGACCCUAGAUUACAGAGACACUUCUGCACUUUCGCUGUGAGCAUCUUGGUCCAGCAUUUGAUGAACCCUGCCAACAAGUACAUCCCGGUGGUGUAUCGAUAUACCGAGGUCUUAGUAGGAGUGGCUUUGGCUUUACAUACCAAGCUUUCCACUACUUUCCUACCUACGGCCAUCAAGUUCCACUACAUCUUCAAUCUGAGGGAUCUGUCCAAUAUAUUCCAGGGCUUAUUAUUCGCAACUGGCGAAGCCAUCAAGACACCUUCUGAACUUCUUAGAUUGUGGAUGCACGAGGCGACUCGAGUGUACUCAGAUAAGCUGGUCGAUGCCAGUGACAACGAUACUUUUAAUAAGCUUAUGUUCGAGGUGAUCAAGAAAAAUUGUGAAGACUACGAUGAAAAUGUGAUAAUGGAGAAACCCUUGAUCUUCUGCCACUUUGCGGAGGGUAUAGGAGAUCCUAAGUACUUCCCCAUCAAGGACUGGAAUCACAUCAAGAAACUUUUGGAUGAGUCACUCUCUGCUUAUAACGAUCUUGUGGCUACUAUGAACUUAGUGCUCUUUGAAGAUGCCAUGUACCAUAUUUGCAGACGCCCACUACUAUCACCUUUAAUAAUGGACAUCGACUCUGGUCUGAACAUGAAAGCUGGUUUGAAGGCGAUCGGCAAUGUUUUCCUGAUGACCGACGGACAGGUCGCUGACGAGCGCUUCUUGGUGCUGAUCAACGACUUGCUAGCUUCUGGAGAGAUAGCAGAGUUGUUCCCAGAUGAAGAUGUUGAAAACAUUAUCAACGGAGUCAGAGGAGAGACUAAAGCAACUGGUGUGCCUGACACCCGUGAGAAUUGUUGGGCUUUCUUCAUUAACCGGGUUCGCACGUUGCUCAAGGUGAUAUUGUGUUUCUCUCCUGUGGGCGCUACGCUACGAGUGCGCGCGCGCAAGUUCCCUUCUCUUGUCAACUGUACUGCGAUUGAUUGGUUCCACGCUUGGCCGCAAGAAGCGCUGCGGUCCGUCUCCAAACGUUUCAUAGCUGAAGUGGAAUGUUUACCGGAACAAUUAGUAGAUCCUGUGUCGGGCUUUAUGUCACACGUACAUCAAAGCGUAAACGAAAUGUCGGCAAUAUACUACCAGAACGAGAAGCGGUAUAACUAUACGACACCAAAGACCUUCUUGGAACAGAUCGCUUUGUACAGCAAACUUCUUAAUGAGAAGACUAAAAACCUUAAGAUGAUGAUCAUAAGACUGGAGAACGGGCUGGAGAAGUUAGCGUCGUGUGCUGGAGAUGUCGCUGUGUUGAAGGUGACUCUUGCUGAGCAAGAAAUUAUUCUAAAAGAGAAAAACAAAGCCGCCGAAGCCCUCAUUGAAGUAGUCGGCGCUGAAAGUGAAAAGGUGUCCAAAGAAAAAGCAUUUGCCGCGGAAGAGGAGAAGAAAGUAAAAGUUAUAGAAGAAGAUGUAACAAUUAAGGCAAAGAUUUGCGCGGAUGACUUGGCAAAGGCUGAGCCGGCGCUGAUCGCAGCCCAGGAAGCGUUGAAUACACUGAAUAAGAACAAUCUAACGGAAUUGAAAUCUUUCGGAUCACCGCCUGAAGCCGUCGUCAACGUGUGUGCCGCGGUACUCGUACUCUUUGCCAAGAAGGGCAAGUUACCGAAAGACAGAUCUUGGAAGGGAUGCAAAUUAAUGAUGGCAAAAGUAGAUCAGUUCUUGAAUGAUCUUGUGUACUACGAUAAGGAGAACAUUCAUCCCGACGUGGUUAAGGCAGUACAACCAUACAUAAAGAAUCCAGAAUUCAACCCAGGGUUCAUAAUGUCUAAGUCAGCGGCUGCGGCCGGUCUGUGCGCGUGGGUUAUCAACAUCGUUAAGUUCUACGAGGUGUACGUAGUGGUGGAGCCUAAAAGACGUGCCCUCAACGCUGCUAAUGCUGAGCUGCAAGCGGCGAGAGACAAACUCGCCUUCCUUACUGAUCAGAUCGCUGAACUCGAAGAAAAACUGGAAGAACUGCUGAAAGCCUUUCAGGAGGCAGUGAACGAGAAAAUGAAAUGUCAGGCUGAAGCCGAUGCUACUAAUGCAACCAUUGAUCUAGCAAACAGAUUAGUGAAUGGUCUAGCUUCAGAGAAAAUUAGAUGGUCAGCAACGGUAGUUGACUUGAAAGAGUCAGGCGUGAUGCUACCAGGAGAUGUACUACUGGUUACCGCCUUCAUCUCCUACGUGGGCUGCUUCAUGCGCCGCUACCGCAUGCUACUCAUCAACAACGACUGGAUACCUACCCUUGCCAAGACCAACCCCAAAAUCGAUACGACUGAGGGUUUGGAUCCAUUGUCGAUGCUGACAGAUGAUGCGAUGGUAGCUUCGUGGAACAACGAAGGCCUACCCACCGAUACUAUGAGUACGGAGAAUGCAACUAUACUCACUAACUCCGCGAGAUGGCCGCUAUUAAUAGAUCCGCAAUUACAAGGUUUAAAAUGGAUAAAACAAAAAUACGGAGAAUCUUUGGUCGUUGUUCGACUGACACAGCGGAACUAUCUGGACCGUAUUGAGCGUGGUGUGAGUAAUGGUGAAAUCGUGAUACUGGAGAAUAUUGGAGAGACUGUGGACGCUGUGCUUGACCCCUUGCUGGGCCGAGUACUUAUACGCAAGGGGAAAGUGCUCAAAUAUACGAAUUCCAUUUAUAGGUUAGAAGAACAGCUUUUGGGUGAAGUAGUGAAAGCAGAACGUCCAGACCUAGAAUCCUUACGAUCAGGCCUAACGAAGCAACAGAAUGACUUCAAAAUUACUUUAAAAACUUUGGAAGACGAUCUACUAAAACGUUUGUCCUCGGCUGGGCCUGACAUACUCAGUGAUUCAGCACUCGUAAUUAAUUUGGAAACAACCAAGAAGACUGCCGCGGAUAUUGAGAUAAAAGUAGAGGAAGGCAAAAAAACGGCGGUACAGAUUGAUGACGCUAGAGAGAAGUAUAGGCGGGCUGCUGCAAGAGCUUCACUAUUGUAUUUCAUCUUGAACGACUUGUACAAGAUCGACCCGAUGUACCAGUUCUCGCUGAAGGCAUAUAGCGUCGUGUUUAAAGACGCAUUGGCUAAAGCUGAGCAAGCUCCGGAGCUGGAGCAGCGCGUGUUCAACUUGCUCGAUAGCAUCACAUUCGCCGUCUUUGUUUACACCAGCCGAGGCCUCUUUGAAAGGGACAAGCUUGUCUUCCUUUUCCUUAUUACUUUACAGAUUCUGCAAGCUGAAGGUAGAGUAGACCCGCUAGAAUUGGACUUCUUAUUGAAGUUCGCAGUGGCACCGGACAUAUCGCCAUACCCUUGGCUGAGUAACCAAUGCUGGGGUGGUGUCAUCGCGCUUUCCAAAAUGGAUGCAUUCGAAAAUCUUGACAAAGAUAUUGAGGGAGCUUCCAAAAGAGCAUUUUGUGAAGAGAAUCUGGGAACAAAAUACGUUGAGGCGCGUACGCCAUCUUUAGAAGUAUCGUAUCAAGAGAGUAAUUCCACUACUGCGAUGUUCUUUAUUCUGUCGCCUGGUGUCGACCCGUUGAAGGAAACGCUGGAAAUGUGCAGCAAAGAAGCGGAGUUUAAAUCAGUGUUGUUCGCUCUAUGUUACUUCCAUGCCGUCGUGGCUGAGAGACCGAAUCCUCGAGUGCCGUGGGAGGACUUACGGUAUCUCUUCGGAGAGAUCAUGUAUGGUGGACACAUUACUGACGAUUGGGAUAGACGGCUUUGUCGUACCUUCUUACUUGAAUACAUGCAGGCAGAAUUGGUUGAUGGUGAACUGCAACUAGCUCCUGGCUUCAUAUCACCAUCUAAUACUGACUACGUUGGUAUCAUGCCUACAUUGACGACUAUCUACCAGAUGAAACUCCUUAUUUGUAUGGGUUGCAUCCUAAUGCGGAAAUAGGAUACUUGACUACUGUCUCCGAAAGACUAUUCAAGGUGGUGUUUGAAAUGCAACCGAGAGAUACUGGCGCUCAGGCUGGUGGUGGCAUGAGUAAAGAUGAACAGAUUCGAAUGUUGCUGGAGGACAUCAUGGACAGAAUCCCUGAGCCAUUCAACCUGGCUGAACUGAUGGGAAAAGUGGAAGAAUUGACUCCUUUCACUAUAGUAGCAAUUCAAGAAUGUGAGCGAAUGAACAGACUUAUGGGAGAAAUUCGGAGGUCAUUGAAGGAGACUGAAUUAGGUCUUAAGGGAGAGUUGACUAUAAGUGGUGAUAUGGAGGCACUGAUGGAGUCUCUGUUUAUGGACAAUGUGCCUGAAUCAUGGAGUAAACUGGCAUACCCUAGCCUGUUGGGGCUGGCUGCUUGGUUCUCUGACCUGUGCAUUCGAUUGACUGAGCUUGAAAACUGGACUGGUGAUUUUACCCUGCCACCAGCAGUGUGGCUAGCAGGUUUCUUCAACCCUCAGUCUUUCCUGACUGCCAUCAUGCAACAGACGGCCCGUAAGAACGAGUGGCCUCUAGAUAAAAUGUGCUUGAAUUGUGACGUCACCAAGAAGAGUCGGCAGGACUUCAAUGCUCCACCUCGCGAAGGCGCCAACAUACACGGACUGUUCAUGGAAGGCGCGCGCUGGGACACUAUGACCGGCGGUAUAGUCGAGUCCCGUAUGAUGGAGCUGUUCCCCAUGAUGCCAGUCAUCUUUAUCCGCGCCGUUACACAGGAUAAACAGGAUACACGUAACGUCUAUGAGUGUCCAGUCUACAAGAUUCGUAUGCGAGGUCCAACUUUCGUUUGGACCUUCAAUCUGAAGACCAGGGACAAACCAACUCGCUGGACCCUCGCCGGAGUAGCAUUAUUGCUUGGAGUCUAAAUGUUAAUUAUUUAUACUUAUUAUUAUUUUGUUAUAGCGAAGAGCUAUAUUUUCAGUGUUGUGCAUGUCAUAAUUAUGUUUGUGUGAACUGUCUUUAUAAAACAUUUUCCUCAUUUAGAUUAAUAAAUAUUUAUUAUUUCGAUUGAAUUUUAUUGUCAUCCCUUCAUCAUCUUAGUAUAGAUUUAAACUUGAAAGUUUUAAAAUACCCUAAAUCUCCCCGUGGUCCAUCAUAUCCACAUCAAAAUAAACAAAGUUUUUCACAAAAUCAAUUAUAUUUGUCACUAAUUAUAAUUAAAUACGAUUUGAGUAUCAUGACAAAAUAUUUUGUGCAGAAAACAAUCAGCGUUUUAAUGAUAUAUUUUCUUAUUUAUAUGUGCAUUACAACGCUUUAACAGGAAGACUACACAACAUUGACUUAGUUUUUAUAGAUACUCUGCCAGAUACAUACAUACUUCAUCUCUUAUUAAACUCUCUUGUUAAGAAUUAUAAAAAAUAAAUAAUUAUUCCUUUUAUCUGUCGAAAUGGACGGCUUUGUUUAGUCUAAUCACUAUUUUGUAGGUGCAACGCAUUACAGGUCUAUCGACGCAAUAUUUAGCUGUCACUACAUACUUUUUCGAUAUUGGCAGUGAUUAGUACAGAUUUGUCGUCAAAAUAUGUAAACUAUUAUCACAAUCAUCCUGUCCUUACACUCUUGGUGUUUAAAGUCGCACUUGGAGAAGAGUUAUCGUUGUCAGACGUUGGUUCAGAGCCCUUCACUGUAAACGUGACGUAAUAUCGUUUAUUCUUAUCAAGUUUCUCAGCUGGUAAUGCUAUCAACUGCUUUUCAGUCCCAUGGGACACUUCUAGCGUGACGUGCGCCUUUGCAGUACCUGAUGGGGGCUUAGAAUUUAUUUUCGGAAGAAAGCCUUUCGACUUUGAACUGCCUCCAGCUGUUGCGGGCUUCGGCAUUGUGUGAUGAUUCCACUUGUAGGGAACUAAAAUGAAAACAAAAUGAUAAGUCAGUAACGAUUUAUUGCGUUACUUAAUUUUGGUGACGAUACUUACUAUACGCCGAACACGGUAUGCCAGUAUAAGCAUGCACUGCGUGGUAACAUCUAUGGGUCUUGCUCGUACAAAGACAUGGGUUGUCAGGAAUAGCACUCAUUUUAUAUAGUUCACUUUCUCCAUAGUCAAAAUCAAUUGGUUUCUCUGGUAAUUUAUCCAAAUGUUUCUUUCCGCUCUUUUGUAGUUUCCUUAAACUUUCAUAAAGAAAUUUCUCGAAACUGCUAAACGAAUAGUCUGGAGUAUUGUAUGGGCCUAGACCUACGUUAGCUAGGCUUGAUUUAUUAUAUUCGUCGAUAGCUCUCUUGACUAAGACCGCUUCAUUUGCUUUGCUGGUUCUGAUUUGAAGUCGUUUCAACUCUAACAAAUGUUGAAAAAGUUUUCUUUCGCAAUAAUACCUG
This is a messenger RNA of Spodoptera littoralis (African cotton leafworm), 13344 nucleotides long. The record is from the annotation of a GenBank genome assembly. NCBI's taxonomy places the organism in Eukaryota, Metazoa, Arthropoda, Insecta, Lepidoptera, Noctuidae.